This is a messenger RNA of Diaporthe citri, 1233 nucleotides long. RefSeq lists its product as uncharacterized. Gene Ontology annotation, molecular function: branched-chain-amino-acid:2-oxoglutarate transaminase activity. The transcript is spliced from 2 exons. Bases 1 to 1233 code for a protein of 410 amino acids. Gene Ontology annotation, cellular component: mitochondrion. Lineage: Eukaryota; Fungi; Ascomycota; Sordariomycetes; Diaporthales; Diaporthaceae. Gene Ontology annotation, biological process: L-valine biosynthetic process; L-leucine biosynthetic process. The record is from RefSeq and is a predicted model, not a curated record.
AUGGCUCCCGGCUUGAUCACCCCCACUACAUCCACGUCGGAUGUGGACCUCACCUCCAAGGCCAUCGAGCACAAGCUGGAGAAGAUCAACGCUCCCUCCAAGCUGGCCGAGCUGGACGCCUCCAAGCUCACCUACACCCUCACCAAGAACCCACGCCCCGUCCCUGAUGAGGCAACAGCCUACGCCGGCACAGAGACAAUAUGCUCCGACCACAUGAUCACCGCGACCUGGUCCGCAUCCAACGGCUGGGCCGCCCCUGAGCUCAAGCCCUACGGGCCCCUGAGCCUGAUGCCGACGGCUUCGUGCCUGCACUACGCGACCGAGUGCUUCGAGGGCCUCAAGGCCUACCGGGGCUUCGACGGCAAGUUGAGGCUCUUCCGGCCCGACUGCAACGCCCAGCGGUUCCUCAUGUCCAGCACGCGGAUCAGCCUCCCCGGGUUCCCGCCCGCCGAGCUGGAGCGCCUCAUCCUGGCGCUCAUGGAGGUCGACGGGCCCAAGUGGCUGCCGCGCGACCGCCCGGGGAGCUUCCUGUACAUCCGCCCCGCCAUGAUCGGCACGCAGCCGCAGCUCGGCGUCGGGGCGCCCAAGGAGGCCCUGCUGUUCAUCACCGUCUCCUUCAUGCCGCGCAUGGACGAGCCCCUGGGCGGCAUGAAGCUGCACACCAACCCGGAGGACAUGGUGCGCGCGUGGGUCGGCGGCUUCGGCUACGCCAAGCUGGGCGCCAACUACGGGCCCAGCCUGCUCGCCACCCAGGAGGCGAGGAACAGGGGCUACGGCCAGAUCCUGUGGCUGUACGGGUCCGAGGGCUACUGCACCGAGGCUGGUGCGUCCAACUUCUUCGUCGUGAUGAAAUGCAAGGAGACCGGCAGGACGCAGCUGAUCACGGCGCCGCUGGACGACAGGCUCAUCCUCGACGGCGUCACGAGGAGGAGCAUCUUGCAGCUUGUGCGAGAGAGGCUGGGCGAUGAGGUGGACGUCGUGGAGAGAAAGUACACGAUCGACGAGGUCCUCGAGGCGGAUAGCGAGGGACGGAUGAUGGAGUCAUUCGCGGCGGGCACAGCAUUCUUCGUCUGCCCCGUUUCUCUGAUCCACCAUAGAGGAAAGGAUAUUGGGUUUGGUAUGGGCGGUGGUGAGGGAGGGAAAUAUACCCUGAUCAUCAAGAAGUGGAUGAAAGACAUCAUGUAUGGCGGGGAUGAUCAUGCAUGGGGUGUCGUUGUGAAAGAGGAGGUUUAA